CGCUAAUUAGAAUUGAGAAGGGUGUAGCUUGUGCUAAAAUCCGGCUGGUUGACCUUUCUUUGAUUUUCUGGGACUGCAUUUUCGAGGGAAGACUGCCGCUAAGGCUUAUAGCGGACACGUAAAUCGUCAGGGAAGCACGGGUUGUAACUGUUAUACAAGCUUUUCCGUGUAAGGGAAGUUCUCAUAGUUGACACUUGUUGACAAAAAUCUUUAAGAGGUGAAGCUGAGCCCAGAACAACAUUUACAGCUAAUCUUAUAAAAAUAUGUGGAAAUAAAACAAUCUGAAGGAAAUUCAAGACCAUAAAAUUUACUGACUGAACUACACUGUAUUGUUCAUACCAAUAAUAAGAGUGUUUGGAGACAGACCUUUUUAUUCUGCUAAAUCAUGAUGGAGGCAGAAGACCAGCAGCAAUGGAAGAGAACCUUUUACUCAGAAUUACCUAAAGUGGAACUUCAUGCCCACUUGAAUGGAUCCAUUAGUUGUAAUACCAUGAAGAAGUUAAUAGCUAAGAAACCAGGUCUUAAAAUCCAUGAUCAAAUGACUAUGAUUGAUAAGGGAAAGAAAAGAACUUUAGAAGAAUGUUUCCAGAUGUUUCAGAUUAUUCAUCAGUUUACUACUGGCCCUGAAGAUAUUUUAAUGGUCACAAAAGAUGUCAUUAAAGAAUUUGCAGAUGAUGGUGUCAAGUACCUGGAACUAAGGAGCACUCCCAGAAGAGACAAUGUUACAGGAAUGACUGAAAAAACUUAUGUGGAAUCUGUACUUGAGGGUAUAAAACAGUCUAAACAAGAAAACUUAGACAUCAAUGUUAGAUAUUUGAUAUCAAUCGACAGAAGAGGUGGCCCUUUAGUGGCCAAGGAGACUGUUAAACUUGCUGAAGAAUUCUUACUUUCAACCGAAGAUACAGUUCUUGGCCUUGACCUCAGUGGAGACCCUACAGCAGGACAAGCAAAAGAUUUUUUGGAACCUCUUUUAGAAGCAAAAAAAGCAGGUCUGAAGUUGGCAUUGCAUCUUUCAGAGAUUCCAAGUUCCAAAAAAGAAACACAAGUACUCCUGGAUCUGCUUCCUGACAGAAUCGGGCAUGGGACAUUUCUCAACUCCUCUGAGGGAGGAUCCUUGGAUCUGGUGGACUUUGUGAAGAAACAUCAGAUACCGCUGGAACUCUGUUUGACCUCAAACAUCAAAAGUCGGACAGUUCCAUCUUAUGACCAGCAUCAUUUUGGAUUCUGGUACAGCAUUGCCCAUCCUUCUGUGAUCUGUACCGACGAUAAGGGUGUUUUUGCAACACACCUUUCCCAAGAGUACCAGCUGGCAGCAGAAAUUUUUAAUUUGACCCCAUUUCAGGUAUGGGAUCUGUCUUAUAAAUCCAUCGACUACAUCUUUGCUUCUGACAGAACCAAGUCUGAACUGAAGAGGAAGUGGAAUCUUCUGAAACCCAAAGUGUUACAUUUUUAAGCUGUAAUGAGGUGAAUUACUUUUGAGUAUGUGUUGCAACUAAGAUCUUUCUGCCAUAUUCCUCUUAGUAAACCAUCCACCUCUCCCUUUGAAGAAUAAGCAGCCAAGUUGCAUGGACUUUAUCACCAGUACCUUACUUAUGGUGGUUGCUCAGUAAAUAUGUCUUAAAUUGACUUACAGACUCAGGUCUUACAUAGCUUACGUGCAUGCUGCUUACAGGAAGGGGCAUGAAUGUUGCUGCUAACUGAACUCCCAUUUCACUGCUGAUUUUUACUUAACAGUCCUUUUCUAGUAGUGAUCACAAAACUUCAGGAAAUUCACAGUUGCUGCUACAACCUCCCCACCCUCUCCAUCCCCAAGGGUGUAUUAUUUCUCUUCACCCCAAUAACUCUUAC
Molecule: messenger RNA, 1848 nt
Organism: Molossus molossus (Pallas's mastiff bat)
Lineage: Eukaryota; Metazoa; Chordata; Mammalia; Chiroptera; Molossidae
Gene: MAPDA
Product: adenosine deaminase like
Exons: 11
Coding region: 386-1453 (355 amino acids)
Biological process (GO): adenosine catabolic process; inosine biosynthetic process
Molecular function (GO): adenosine deaminase activity
Source: RefSeq, a predicted model, not a curated record